Molecule: messenger RNA, 948 nt
Organism: Perognathus longimembris pacificus (Pacific pocket mouse)
Lineage: Eukaryota; Metazoa; Chordata; Mammalia; Rodentia; Heteromyidae
Gene: Ibsp
Product: integrin binding sialoprotein
Exons: 6
Coding region: 1-948 (315 amino acids)
Biological process (GO): extracellular matrix organization; bone mineralization; ossification
Cellular component (GO): extracellular region
Source: RefSeq, a predicted model, not a curated record
AUGAAGACUGCUUUAAUACUGCUCAGCAUCUUGGGAAUGGCUUGCGCAUUCUCGAUGAAAAACUUGCAUCGAAGAAUUAAAUUAGAAGAUUCUGAAGAAAAUGGGGUCUUUAAGUACAGGCCACGAUAUUAUCUUUACAAACAUGCCUUCUUUUAUCCUCCACUGAAACGAUUUCCAAUUCAGGGAAGUAGUGACUCUUCUGAAGAAAAUGGAGAUGGUGAUAGUUCCGAUGAGGAGGAAGAAGGAGAGGAGACUUCAAAUGAGGAAGAAAACAAUGAAGAUUCUAAUGGAAAUGAAGAUGAGGAAUCUGAGGCAGAGAAUAGCACCCUCUCUACUGGGACACCUGGCUACGGGCAAGAGACCACACCUGGAACAGACAGUGUGGGGUUAGCUGCAAUCCAGCUUCCCAAGAAGGCUGGAGACACAGGGAGCAAGGCGACCAAAGUGAAGGAAAGUGAGGAAGAAGAGGAGGAGGAAGAGGAAGAAAAUGAAGAAAAUGAGGCAGAAGUAGAUGAAAAUGAACAAGGCAUAAAUGGCACCAGCACCAACAGCACAGAGGUGGACAACGGCCAUGGUAGCAGUGGUGGGGACAAUGGAGAAGAAGGUGAAGAGAGGAGUGUCACUGCAGUCACUGCCCAAGGAACCACAGCCACUGGUGCUGCCUUUCAGAGAACAACGAGUGGAAACGAUGGGUUAGUGCCCACAACUCCCCCACAGGAGGCCUAUGCGGCCACCUCCCCACCCCUCGGGAAAAGCACCACGGCUGAGUAUGAGGGCGAGUAUGAACAAAUAGGUAACACUGAGUAUGACAACGGGUAUGAAGUCUAUGAUGGUGAGCAUGGGGAGGCUCGUGGGGACAAUUACCGACCCUACGAGGAUGAGUACAGCUACUACAAAGGGCAUAGCUACGGGGGCUAUGAAGGUCAAGAUUACUACUACCAUCAGUGA